This is a messenger RNA of Panicum virgatum (switchgrass), 1217 nucleotides long. RefSeq lists its product as uncharacterized. Bases 129 to 920 code for a protein of 263 amino acids. NCBI's taxonomy places the organism in Eukaryota, Viridiplantae, Streptophyta, Magnoliopsida, Poales, Poaceae. The transcript has 3 exons. The record is from RefSeq and is a predicted model, not a curated record.
UCACUGUGUUUCAGAUAAAAAAAGAUUCGGUGUAAUAGCCAUCCUGAAUGUCUCACUGCACCUGCUACAACUACAUCCUCCCUCCGGAUCUAAAUAUUUGUCGCCAUUGACUGUUGGCACCAUAUCCUAUGGAAACCAAAGACCUUGUGCAAACUUUGAAAACUCCAAUGGAGGCCAUUGGAUCUCCAUCCGAGGGCACGGAACAAAACCGGGGGAUUUUUUCAUUUAGCCGCCCGCCUCUCACCCCACCGUUCCCUGCGCCUUUUGCAUUUGGCCCCUCCGUUCCGUUCCGUCGCCCCUCCGUUCCCCUCCAUUCCGUCCCGAGCGGAUCCGUUCCGCCCACAACGCCGCCGCUUCCUUCCCUACCACCGCCCACCAGAUCGUCCAGCGCCGCCGCCCUCCAGCUCUUUCGGGUCGCCGCCGCCCUCCAGCUGGUCCACCGCUGUCGCCCUUCAUGGAGCGGCCUCCAGCGCCGACGCCCUCGUUGGAAGGAGAAUCUUGAGCUUGUUGAUUCAGUUUUGGACUCGGCAAGGAAUGAGUAUGUCUAUCUGCCAUCUGCAUUUGUAUGUCCUCCUGAGAUAGUUGUAUGUCCUAUAUGCAGGAUGUCGUGCGUGGGUUUGUCAUCAGUUGACUUCACCCGUUUAUUCAGACUAGGAGGCAAGCAGCUCUGCCAUCUGCUCCCAGUCAUUAUCAGGCACUUGAUCCCUCUUGCGGUACCUGUUGAAGAAGAGAUUUGGACUUCUGCCAACCCAGAAGCCAGCACCAAAGUACUGAAGUUUCAACUAUCCAACCAUAUGGAUGUUCAGGAGAAAAUCAUCUGUUUCGAAGAAGAGAUUUGGACCACUGCCAACCCAGAAGGCAGCACCCAAGUACUGAAGUUUAAACUUUCAACUAUCCAACCAUAUGGAUGUUCAGGAUAAAAUCAUCUGUUUCACAGCUUGUUGGUUGUAAUGUAGAUUAGCUAUCUGAGAAAAGAAAUCAAACACUACUAUGCUGACAGAGUGACCAUGUACAAGAAAUAUACUUAUUCAUAUUUUGAUAUAUGCAAUAGAAUGGGAAUUUAAUUGUACACUGGAACUUGUAAUCCAGCCAUCAUGUGGGUGUAUAUUGACUAUGAUGAUUGUUUCAUUGAGGUAGCUCCACAUCACUGAGAGCAAACCAGUUUCAUGUAUUUACUCAAUCUGAAAAUAUGUAAUGUAAUUGUGUUCUGUUUUUUG